AUGGAGUCAUCUCGUCCUGCCUCGCCGGUCUCACCACAGUGGGCACAGCAUCCAUUCGACAAUCCAGCUGCGAAUAUCAUCCUCCGUUCAUCCGACAACAUCGACUUCUGCGUCCACAGCGUCGUCUUGUCCGAAGCUUCUCCGUUCUUCAAAGACAUGUUUAGUCUCCAGCAGCCCCUUGUCGAUCACAUCAAACCUGAUGGCCUCGACGAGUAUAGAGAUGGUCGUCCCGUGAUUGUCGUCGGAGAAGAUAGUCGGACGCUGGACAGUCUACUGCGUCUUUGCUACCCUAUCACAGAUCCGGAGCUGAAGGAGUUGACGGAGGUUCGGGCAGUGUUGGAAGCAGCCCUGAAAUACCAGAUGGAGGAGGCGACCGCGAUUGCGACAAAAGCGUUAAGGACCUUUGCGCAUGGGGAACCGUUACGUAUAUGGGCGAUUGCGUGUCGGCUCCGUCUGGAAGUGGAAGCUAGAUAUGCAGCGGGUUUAUCCCUUGCGCAGCCAAUCUCAGGCGAAUUUCCUGAGGAGAUGCAAGAGUUGACUGCCGGUCCUUACUUCCGAUUGCUCAGAUUCCAUAGGCUGAAGGGAGAAGUCGGGGACAGUUUCUCCUUCCUCUCUCCCGAAUCGCCUAAGGAUGUCAUCGAAGAACCCCAGGAGACUGUGACCGCAGCAUCUCUCGGCUUCGUCACCUAUCCUUUCGCGGACCUCGUCUGUCGCUCGUCUGAUGGCGUUGAUUUUCAGACGCACAAAGUGAUACUAUCAAUGGCUUCACCAAUCCUGCAUGCCCUCAUCAUGAGCCUGCAAGGACCUAAUGAGGACGAUGAAACCCGAGACACUGCUGCAUCUGCGCACGAUCUUCCUGUCCUCAGCGUUGAGGAAGACGGCCGAACUUUGGCAGCACUCCUGCAGUUGUGCUAUCCCGUUGAAGCGUCUUCGACAAAGAUAGACGACUUUGGGAUUGUCCAGGCUGUUCUCGAGGCCGCGAAGAAGUAUAAUAUGGCGAGAUUGACUUCAGUGGUCAGGAAGCAUUGGACUUCACUGGCUGAUGCAGAACCUCUGCGCGCUUACUUCACGGCAGUCGGGCACAAUUUGGACGAAUGCGCGAGACACUUGGCCAAGAACCUGCUCGAAGGCCCUAUCGAGGACGCGUACACCUCUGAAAUGGAGGACGCACCCGCUCGGGCGUACUAUCGACUUCUUCAAUACUACAAGGCUUGUCAGAACAUUGUUGCGGCAGCGCUCACGCGAUAUCGUGACAACAACAAAGAUGAACUGACUGCAGGAGAUCUGUUCGACUACCGAUGCUUCUGCAAUGCGCCCUCAGUCCAAACCAGGAUCAACCUACCCCACACAUUGAAGGAGCAUGCCCAAAGCGGCGUUUAUGGCUAUACAAAAUGCGUUAAGAUGCACUUUGGAUGCUCCUGUAAAUGGAAAGGGUGGUUCGACGAACUUCUGGCGAGUUCUGCAUAG
Molecule: messenger RNA, 1467 nt
Organism: Sparassis crispa
Lineage: Eukaryota; Fungi; Basidiomycota; Agaricomycetes; Polyporales; Sparassidaceae
Exons: 1
Coding region: 1-1467 (488 amino acids)
Molecular function (GO): protein binding
Source: RefSeq, a predicted model, not a curated record